This is a messenger RNA of Funneliformis geosporum, 3056 nucleotides long. Lineage: Eukaryota; Fungi; Glomeromycota; Glomeromycetes; Glomerales; Glomeraceae. The record is from the annotation of a GenBank genome assembly.
CUGAUGAUGCUGGAGCUACUAAGUUUCAUGUAAUUAUUGACGGACGUUCGCAUCCACAACAAUCUCUACUUUGUAAUGAAAUGAAAGUCUGGCAAGGACCCGCCAUUUUAUUAUACAAUAAUGCAAAAUUCAAGAAACCCGAUUUUGAUUCGCUUAUGCAGAUCCGUGUUGGAGGAAAACAAGGAGACGAUACAAAGAUUGGAAAACAUGGGUUAGGCUUUAAUUCUUGUUACCACUUUACAGAUGUUCCGAGCUUCAUUAGCGGCGAUUCUAUUGCGUUUUUGGAUCCUCAAGAGAAAUUCUUGCCAAAAAAACAGAACUAUACCCAGCGUGGCAUCAAAUGCCCUUUUCCACCACCACCAAAUGUAUUUGGCGGGUAUUCUGAAAGGGACCAGUUGGCACCCUACAUAGACAUCGGAGGCAUAAAUUAUCGAUCGACUUUCGAAGGAACAAUCUUCCGAAUACCACUUCGAAAACAACCAAGUGAAAUUUCUGACAGACUUUUUAAAAUUGAAGAAAUCGUUGAAUUGUUUAAAGAUCUUAAAUCAACUAUCUCCUCUCAAUGUUUAUUUCUUCGAAAUAUCGAAACAAUUGAAAUCUUCCAUUUGCCUAAAGAUAAAAAUCCUUCACAAAUGAUUUCACUUUGUAAAGCGAUGAUAUCAGGAUCGAAUGAAAGAAAAUUCAAUGGUGCUCAACAAAAUCCUGAUGAUGAUCAGCUACAAAAAUAUGCGGAACGAUAUCGAUUACGCGUAUUUGGUGGUAUAGCGGCAUUACACAAAACUUCAAAGGAUAAUGAUGAGAAUGAAGACCGGAGCGACUUUGUAGGCAGAAUGUAUUCUUUUUUUCCAUUGGCUGAUACCACAAGUUUGCCAUUUCAUCUUAACGGAACCUGGGCUCAAGGCUCAGACCGUGGGAGGUUGCUUAUUGAGGAAGAUGACAUGCCGGAUUUAGACCAUCAGAAACUUAGUUGGAAUAGACAUAUUCUGCUCGAUUUCCUUCCUAAACUCUAUGGCAAUCUUAUAAAAAAAUCCGCAGAAUUAAACGAUUAUAGCAAUAAAAUCCAUCCUAUCUCAAAGUUUUGGCCGUUUCCGUCCAUUAAUCGAAAUUAUCCCAAAUACGCAAUUGAAUACGGUUUCAAAGUACUUGAGGAUUUAUUUCAAAAUGAAGAAAUCUUGUUUAGCGGAAAUGAGAGUGACCGCGUAAAGUUUCUCUUCGAACUUUUAUCAUACAAGCAGAUUAUAGAACUCAGCAGUUUACUUCGAAAUAAUUGGAAUGAUAUGGGGAUAAAAUAUGAUCCAAAUUUAAAGCCACUGGUCCGCUCUCUUCCUAUUUGGUCAAUGCUUUCGAAUUUGUCUAAUUCAGAUUCAAAUAGACAACUUUUAAAACCAGCUUCAGGCGCAUAUAUUUUACCAGAAUCCUUUCAUCAAUAUCGAAUAAGAACUUCCUCAAUUUUUUUGGAUGCUAAAGAAAAAAUUGUUCGUCGAAUCUUAACCGACCUUGGUGUCCCCACGCGAACCAUGUACGAGUAUACAUUUGAGGACGUCGAAUUUCCUAGAAAUUAUGAUAGCGAUUAUCUCGAAUUCCUAAAAGACAUACUUAAAGAUAAACAAAUUGUUCAAAAUUUAAAGGAUAAACGCUGUUUUCCGAAUUCAAAAACGACAAAUUUAAAGAAAAUAACCGACUUAUACGAUUAUAACAAUCUGGUUUUUCGAGCUGUUUUUGGCGGGGACUCCAAUAUCUUUCUUCAUUUCGACCUGUCGCAAUUUGUUGGGAAUUUAGCGAGGAUUGGAUUCAAUCAUUCUAUAGAUACAGAGAUAUUCAAAAGUUUAGCUGAGAAAAUCGAUGAAUUACAAGCAGACUUAGUACCCCCUUCUGACAUACGUUAUCGGGGCUUUACCUUGGUAGACCAUCUAUAUCAACGUAUUGACACUUUUGAAUUGAAUAGCAUCGAAAGAAUUCCAUUCAUCCCAAUUGUUAAAAAUUUAGGCAAACCUUAUAACUUGCAACACAACCACUCUCGAGUUUUAGGUUGCAUGAAAGAUGUAAUACUUCCCGCAUAUAGAGAAGUCGCGUGGAGUCAAAAGUUUUUGAUUGCGGACGAUGUCAUACCACCUCAACAAGUACUCGAUAAAUAUCCAUCAUUUGGCAAACCUGAUGUUUCAACAGUAGUCAAACAUCUCCGUUUCUUGUAUAAAAUACUCCUCAAUGAUGAAGAUUGGAAGAAGGAUUGGCGUGAUGCAUUUAAAAACAACAUCUACGAGGUUUAUAAAUGGCUAAAUGAAGAAUGUCGUUUAAAUGAAGAUCUCGACCUGACGGAAUACAUUCGUAGCGAACCAUUAUUCCUUAAUUUCAAAAUAAAUAAAGACCCAUUUAACCUUGAAAAUUGGGUUUAUGCAUACGAUUUGGUCUUGAACAGUGAACUUGGCGAGUUGAAGUAUGUCAAUUUAAGUCUUGCUGAAUAUCCUUACAUGCUCAAAAGUGCCGGAGUUCGUGAAAUAAAGCGGCCAAACGUUCGAAUAAAUGUCAGACAACACGAUCAAUCAAAUAUUACCAAAAAUACUUUGUUUGAAUUUCUGUUAGAUCCUACUUCCUCCUUGAACGACGUAACUUUUGUUACGAAUGGCGAAAACAUUAAAGCAAGCAAAUUUUUGCUCUCUGCAAGCUCUAAAUUUUUUUGCCAGCGAUUUACUUCGGUAGGACUUGGUUUAUUUAGCUCGAUUAAUAUAUCGACUUUCAAUGUUAAUGAUAUCCAACCUAACUCGAUACGCAUUUUGUUGCGCUAUCUGUAUGGCCAAAAUAUUGAUGACGCGAUUCAAAAUCAGCAAAACUUGAAUGAGUAUUACCAUCAAGAUCCAAAUUUGACAAUGUAUAAAGACUUACUCAAGUUAGCAAAUGAUUACAUGUUAGACCAUUUGAAAGAGCUUAUGGAAUUGAGGAUCUCACGAUUGGUUUUUAUGUCAAACGUAGAAGAAAUUAAAGAAUUUUCAGAAAAUUUGAGUGCUAAACAACUUUAUGAAUAUUGCUAUGUUUUUAUUCGCGAUAAUAGUGAAUUGUAG